GUGGCCUGUGCCGCUUUCCGCUGUGCUGCUACGCUUGAGGCUGCACUGGAUGCAGGUCUUCGGACGGAGGCACAUGAUGAAGGAGCCAUCCGAAGUGCAGCUACCGACUUCGAGGGACAGUUCAAAAAAGCUGAGCAGAAGCUGCGCGAGGUUAUGAGCAAAAGGUGGCCAGAUGUGGAAUCUCCCAGCCAGGCACUAAGCGCCAUUCAGGACUUGGAGAAAGUGGCCAGCACGCCCACGCUUGACGGCCAGGGGUCUGCACUCCGACGUGCUUGGCUCUUCCAGCUUCAUCGCUUGCAGGUGCCUUUUGCCUAUGGCUUGGCGUCCUGCAGGGUUGCAAAAGAGCCUGCAGCGCCACCAGAGCGAACACAUUCGGAGCCAUCUCCUUCAUCUUCACCAGCGGAAGAAGAUGGAGCCAUGGCAGCGCUGAUGCGAUUGCAGAACCGGAAGACAAAGGACAAGCAGGAGGAGGCAAAGGAGGUGGAGCCGGUGACUGCAGAGGCCACAGCCAUUGAAGAUCCAGUACCUGCAGACGAGGAGAACCGCAAAGGGGUAGAUGCAGAGGCACUGCUGCCCUGGGAGAUAUUCCAAUCUGAGCGCACGCGCUGGGAGCCGCUUCGGUGCCGUCUGCUUGGAAUCGCAGCCGCUCUGGCGCGUACUGCCAGCCUUCCAGCGUUGCCAGCACUUCCGGAGGAGCUGCUGCGUGUGGCAAAGAACAUCGAGGUCAGCUUGAGCCGAAGCAUCACCAGUGGCGAUGCAGACCCGGUGAUCUUUUGGGAGGCCCUGCGAGACAGCGUUGACCCCAUCCUGGCAGUCCUCGAUCAGCUGCAGGCACAAGCAGUUCUGGCUACCUCGUCUAUUCACGAUGAGGAGGAGCCACCUCGAGACCUUCGACCCUCCCGGCGCUUCGUAGACCCGCCGUGCUGGGCCUUCUGCAGCUUGGAGGUGCAAAAGCGCAUUGAAGAGAUCGAUGUGAAGCAGCGUGAGGUGCGUGAGGUGCAGAAGCAGCUCACAGAGCAGAAGAAGCACCUUACAGAGGCAGAAGAGGAGCUCCACCGGGCGGAGAAGCGAGGCCAGGACUUACGUGAAAACCUGGAGGACCAGGCAGCUUGUGAGGAUCUCCAGGCCUCAGAGAAGACCCUGAGGGCUGAGGUGGCCACAAGUGCGGCGGCACAGGCCGCCCUACUCCGCGAGGUUGACCAGGCACGUACACGCGGAGACGAGCUGGAGCGUGCUAGCAAGGAAGAAGCCAAGCGUCAAGACAGAUUGGAGAAGGACAUCGAAGCAGUGCGACAGCGCCCAAAACGUGACGAGGAUGGCCGAGCCACAGCUCCAGAGCUCGCCGCGCUGCGCGUUGCGCAGAAGAAGGGCGCCCAAGAGCUCUAUGCGCUCCAGGUGGCAGGCUGUGAGGCUUUGCGGCCUUUGCCAGUCGCGGCGGCUCCAACCUUCCCCCAGGUAGCACUGGAGGAUUGCGCUGGCAAGUACGCAACUUUGCGCAAGGGCUUGCUGAAGGAGUGCACCCAAGCGCGGAUCUCGAAGCUUCCACAAGCGCUGGCUGAGCUGGAGGAUGGCUCCAGCAAUUUGCAGCUGCUUCAGCUGAAGCUGGCAGAGAUCAGGGCCGAAUGGUAUGCGCUGAACAGUGAACCUGUCAGCGUCAUGCAACCACGAAGAUUACUGCGGCAUCCUUGCACGU
This is a messenger RNA of Symbiodinium pilosum, 1693 nucleotides long. NCBI's taxonomy places the organism in Eukaryota, Dinophyceae, Suessiales, Symbiodiniaceae. The record is from the annotation of a GenBank genome assembly.